GAAACGAUACUAUCGAGUAUCAGCAAGUAACCAAUCUCCCCGACCUCAAGCCACCCCGACAUUCACCAAUGGCCCCCACCAAAAAAUCCAAGGCAACCAAGUCCACCGAGUCCAUCGCGGCUCGUCUUGCCCUUGUUGUAAAAUCGGGAAAAUACUCCCUUGGGUACAAAUCAGCGCUCAAGCAGAUGCGCAGCGGCAAGGCCAAACUUGUUUUGAUCGCUGGAAAUUGCCCACCUCUGCGCAAGUCUGAACUCGAGUACUACGCCAUGUUGUCCAAGACGACUGUGCACCACUUUGCUGGUACUAAUGUUGCUCUUGGAACCGCUGCUGGAAAGCUCUUCCGUGUCGGUGUCAUGACCGUUUCCGACCAGGGUGACAGUGACCUCCUCAACUUUGCUGAGGGUAACGCUGCAUAAAAUCAUCAAUUACUACGGGAGGGGAGAGUUAGUUGGUCUUAUGUCCAUCCCAUGAACUUAGGCAAUACCAUGCAAAGAUUGGCCUCAUCGUCGAUGUACCUCCAUAUAUACUAUGAUCACACUACACACUCGCACAUGUUUGAGCUACUUGCUUAUCUUGACGUUUGAGGUUGACAAUAAGAAAGCCACGACUUAAAC
This is a messenger RNA of Serpula lacrymans var. lacrymans S7.9, 614 nucleotides long. RefSeq lists its product as uncharacterized. Gene Ontology annotation, cellular component: cytosolic large ribosomal subunit. The transcript is spliced from 3 exons. The record is from RefSeq and is a predicted model, not a curated record. Lineage: Eukaryota; Fungi; Basidiomycota; Agaricomycetes; Boletales; Serpulaceae. The coding region runs from base 69 to 416 and encodes 115 amino acids. Gene Ontology annotation, molecular function: structural constituent of ribosome; RNA binding.